This is a messenger RNA of Pseudonaja textilis, 2291 nucleotides long. It is a transcript of the gene TEPSIN, whose product is annotated as TEPSIN adaptor related protein complex 4 accessory protein. NCBI's taxonomy places the organism in Eukaryota, Metazoa, Chordata, Lepidosauria, Squamata, Elapidae. Gene Ontology annotation, cellular component: trans-Golgi network membrane. The record is from RefSeq and is a predicted model, not a curated record.
ACCCGGAAGUCACCAUGGCGGCUGUCACUUUGCGAGAUCGGUUGAGUUUCUUGACUCGGCUACCCACUCUAAUCAAAGGCACCUCAGAUGAUGAAGUUCCAUGCCCAGGUUAUCUGCUUGAAGAGAUUGCCAAGAUCUCCCAUGAAUCAACAGGAAGUAGUCACUGUCUUCUUGAAUACCUCCUCAAUCGUCUUCAGAGCAACUCAUGCCAUAUCAAGCUAAAGGUGCUUAAGAUCCUGCUCUAUAUGUGUACCCAUGGCUCGUCACCUUUCCUUCUGCAGCUUCAGAGGAAUUCUUCAUUCAUUCAGGAAGCCAUAGGAUUCACAGGGCCUCCUGAUCCUCUCCAUGGCAACAGCCUGUAUCAGAAGGUGCGGAUGACUGCACAGGACCUGGCAGGCACUUUAUUUUCAGAUGUGCUGUUGCCUCAGUGUGUUAUUCAGCCACCUAAAGAGCUGCCUUCAGCAGGUAUGGGAAAUAGGUCUACCCCCCACGGCUCCCUCGAAGGCUUUGGUUUUGAAAAGAACAGCUCUGUAUCCCCUGGCCAAAGUCUGCUGGCUACCAUCCAGAAGGCGGCUGAGGUGGUUGCCAAUGUGGUGCUCCCUGGUCAGGAACUCACACGUCCCCCUCAGAGGGAGAUGGCAGACAACGUCUACGAGCCAGUGAUGGCACCUUCUCCUGGCAAAAGCCCCACCUUACUCACUAAACCACCAGUAACCCUAGCCAAGAAGAUGCGAGUGAACCAUCAACCUGGUCAAGCAGGAGGUGGGUGGGAGGACGUGGACACGGGGCUCAGCUCCCAGAAUUCCUUGCAAGAGAAUAGCGACCUGGGCAGAACUUCCGAAUCCAGCAGCAAAGCAGGCAGUGAUAAUCCCUCCAGUGCCUUGGAGCCAGGCAGUGCUGCUGACAGGAUGGAAGCUGAAAACCUGAACGACUGUCUUCAAGAAAUGAGUCUUGUCAUUGGAUUAACCAGGGGCUCCAAAGUCUUCCUGACUCGUGAGGAAACCCAGCACUUCAUCAAAGAGUGUGGACUGCUGAACUGUGAAGUCGUCUUGGCUUUGCUGAACCGAACUCUGAAGGACCCCAGUGAGUGCAUCUGUAUGAGGGCAAUGUGUGCCAUCUCUUCCCUUAUGUGUUCGGACUUGCUCUCCCAGGAUCAUAUCUUUGCCGUUACCCAGAAACACUUGCAGGAGCUUAGUGAAGGGAGCCCAGGAUGCGUAGCCAACAAAGCAACAAAGAUAUUGCGUCAGUUCGAAGCCCUCUGCCGAAGCCGUUCCACUUCCAAGAAUCCACCGCCGGUGGCUGCCUCCUGCUUGUCUGCCAAGACCACCUUGGAGCAUGCCGAUGACCUGCUGACAAACACUGUGCCCUUCUCAGAAGACUCCUUCCUGAAGCCCAUUAACCUGUCACUGCAGCCCUCCCAAGCCCCUAAGCUCAUCGCCAGUGACCUGUUCCAACCAACAGGACAGAUGCCAGAAUCUCUGUCCUGUGGCCAAGGGGAUAUCCUGCCACCUGAUCUCAGCCAGCAGAGGGCAGAAGGCAGACUGCCAGACUCUGACCUCCAAGAAGAAAGGCCCCCAAGGGGUGAUCCAGAUGGCACCGUUUCUUUAUUUGCUGGCAUGGAACUGAUUGCACCUUCAAGCAUGGCACUAGCAGCAUCUGUGCAGGGUUGUAUUUCUCCAGUGCCACAGACAGCAUCUCUCCCUGGGAAUACUAGGGAUGGUGAGGAUAACCAGCAACUCUCUGCUUUUCCCUUCCUUCAUGUAUAGCACUCCCCUGGCGCAAUUUUACUUGGGGGUGGUGGUGGAAAUGAGCGAGCAACAAACCAACUAUCUUUCUAGCUCUUUUCAUCCUGAAAUAGAGUGGGGAAGGAGGUCUUGUAGGAUAAGCAAUUGGUCUAGUUAGGGGCUGCUGAGCCUCAGUACUGCAGUUUGUCUGAUCUUACCAGGAAUUUUUAUCAUCUUUAUUCUUGACAGAUCAGGAAGGGGAAAGGCUGGUUUCUUGUCAUUCUAUUCUGAAAAAGGUUAAGGUUGAUAAGUCCCACUAAUUUAUAUUCUUACUGAAUCAUCCAUGGGGAAGAAGACUUGAAUACCUCGCUGCUGUCUCUUAAAUGGGUUGUUUUUAUUGAGUGGAGAAUAAAGACAAUCAUGUGUUCUCAUGAAGAACAAUAUAAUUGGUUCUUACAAAAAAUGUUAUUCUUUCAUUAUUAAAAUUGAGUUCCAUUUUAUAUUAUUUCUUCCUUCAGAUUGUUAUUCAGGCUGCAUCACCCCUCUUAUCUCACUUCUUUCCCUUUG